GCAGUCAGCUGCCCCUGCCUGCCACUUUCUUCACAUUCUGCAAGAUUUCUCAGCGGCAAGCUUUCGGAGCCGCCUCUGCACAGGAGCUCAUUUAAGGAGCAGGUGGCUAGAGAAUUUAGCUAUGUCAGCAGGGCCUCUUUCCUUUGCAUCUGGACCCCUUCUGGCAUUUUGAGUUCUGCAUUGUUGAUUUUUGGAGCCGUAUCUUGUGCUUGUUCUUUCUUUCAUCCACCUUCAAAUCUUUGCUGCAUCACAAGCUCUCAUUAUGCUGUACAUCAUACCACAGUCUGUUUCUUGCCUCUGCUAGGCAGUGGCAGCAUGGAUGGUGUUCUUGUGACGACCUCUGCUGAUUCUAUCAGUCCACUGCGGACAGGCAUGCUGAGUAAUCCUGCUGUAAAUGGGCGAGGACACAGACACACGGAAAAUUAACCAUGGCUUUCUUCGAGACCACAACUAUGUGACUGAAGGACUGGCAUAGCAUGGGCGGCGGCAGCCAUGCAACCUUCCCCACACUGCCAUGCCAAUGUGUCUGAACCCUCUUCUGAAGAGAGCACCUCUGGAGGUGAGUGGGAAGCUGACAUUAUUUCAACUGUUGAGUUCAACCACACAGGAGAGUUGCUGGCAACAGGGGAUAAAGGAGGUCGAGUUGUUAUAUUCCAAAGGGAGCCAGAGAGCAAAAAUGAGCCUUAUAGCCAAGGUGAAUACAAUGUUUACAGCACCUUCCAGAGUCAUGAACCAGAGUUUGACUAUCUGAAGAGUUUGGAAAUAGAGGAGAAAAUCAACAAGAUAAAGUGGUUGCCGCAGCAGAAUGCAGCCCACUCUCUUCUGUCCACAAAUGAUAAAACUAUUAAACUGUGGAAGAUCACUGAACGAGAUAAGAAACCUGAGGGGUACAAUUUAAAGGAUGAAGAGGGGAAGCUUAAAGAUCUUUCCACAGUGACAUCACUUCAGGUGCCUGUACUGAAACCCACGGACUUGAUGGUAGAAGUCAGCCCCAGAAGAAUUUUUGCUAAUGGCCACACCUAUCACGUCAAUUCAAUUUCCGUCAACAGUGACUGUGAGACAUACAUGUCAGCAGAUGAUCUUAGGAUUAAUCUCUGGCAUUUAGGAAUUACAGAUCGAAGCUUCAACAUUGUAGAUAUAAAGCCAGCCAACAUGGAGGAUUUGACAGAAGUUAUUACUGCAUCUGAAUUCCACCCUCACCACUGCAAUCUCUUUGUUUACAGCAGUAGCAAAGGGUCUUUGAGACUUUGUGACAUGAGGGCAUCAGCGCUCUGUGACAAGCAUUUUAAACUUUUUGAAGAGCCUGAAGACCCCAGUAGCCGCUCGUUUUUCUCCGAAAUUAUUUCUUCUGUGUCUGAUGUCAAAUUUAGCCACAGUGGGCGAUAUAUGCUAGCAAGAGAUUACCUCACUGUCAAGGUUUGGGAUCUGAACAUGGAAACAGUGCCAGUAGAGAUAUACCAGGUUCAUGACUACCUUAGAAGCAAACUGUGUUCCCUUUAUGAAAAUGAUUGCAUCUUUGACAAGUUUGAAUGUGCGUGGAAUGGAUCCGACAGUGUCAUUAUGACAGGAGCAUAUAACAAUUUCUUCCGAAUGUUCGACCGGAACACUAAGCGCGAUGUUACUUUAGAGGCCUCCCGAGAGAGUAGCAAACCGCGAGCAAUUCUCAAACCUCGGCGGGUGUGUGUUGGAGGCAAGAGAAGGAAAGAUGACAUCAGUGUUGACAGUUUGGACUUUACCAAGAAGAUCCUGCACACGGCAUGGCACCCAACAGAGAACAUCAUUGCUAUCGCAGCUACAAACAAUCUGUACAUAUUUCAGGACAAAAUGAACUCUGAAAUGCACUAGGAUUCCUCUUUGUAAACAGCCGUCCAAGAGGUGACAGGUGUGGUCGCUGUUUGAGAUGUGAUGCUAAUCCUUUUACUUGGAAGUAAACAUCGCUGAAUUCAGUGGGUCUUACUCCCCAUUAAGUGUCUGCAGGUGUGAUGGAGAUGGAUUUGCCCUUUUAACUACCCCCUACCACCCAUGCCCUUGAGACAACCACUCAAAUGUUUUAAUUUAUUGCAAUUGCUGCAGAGAUGUUUCAAAAUAAAUUCUGUUAAGAAGGACCCUGUGCCCCACUCAUCACUAAUUAUUCUAUAUUGUUUCUAAAAGACUGACCACAAGAAUUAGACACCUACAUAGUUCAAGGUCCUCCAUGAUUUUUUUUAAGGGUAUCCCCCUUGUGGGGGAGGGGUUUAAUCCCAGUUCUUACUUUUUUACGUUAGCCCACUAACACAGUUGUGGUUCCAAGAGCAAGGAGUUACUGAAGCACAGAAAUGGCCCCAAAGAUGCCUUAAGCCAGAAUCUGGGGCAUAAGGAAACCUUGCAAGAAGCCUCUGCUUGGGCCAGAGCAGCUAACAGCACAUACGCAAGCAGAAACAGAUGCGAUGGAGAUCAAAGGUAGACCAGAAGGCUUUUAGACUAAGGACCGCAUGGUUGGCACUGUCAUAAGGUACCAGCUAAGGGGGUGGGACCAUUAAGGACACACACAAAGCAGAAGACCAUCUGCAGCCUCUCAAGGAAAACUGCUGCAUGACUUUCAAUCCGUAGCUCGCCCCCCACUAUCCAAUACCAGCGUAGGUUUAUGGAGGGACUGGCAAUUAUUCUUUAAGGAGAUCUAUUUUCCGCUCAAUUUGAGUAAGGUGGGUAGAAUAUAAUGGUUAACAGCUAUCUAAUGACUUUUCAAAGUAUCUGCCAUUGUUCCAUCUGUAAGCAGGUUUCACUCUGAAAGUUCGUAAAGUAAAAAGGGCAAGGAGGACAGGCGCUAGCUCACCUCAGGAUACGCAAAACGAAUAAAUGACUGUCACAACGCAGCCAUUUAAAGCACUCUUCCGACAGAACUCGGCUCUUCCUACCAGAACUCACUCAAUUUGCAGUGCAAGCCCCUUGGACACGAAAUGUGGAGAUUUAAAAACACGCAGCAUGCUCAAUGAAACCUGCAAGAGUUAGUUGUCUCAUGUCAACCAUCUCCAAGUUAUUUUUUUUGGCCUGACUGAAAUGGAGGAAAGCACAAUCACCUAACUGGCCAGGCUGCCUUUCUCAAGAUCCCUCUGCUGUUACAUUAAUUUUGCACUAUUCUGCAUAGACCUUUCGAUAAAUGGGGAGGAGGGCGUCAUAAAGAAACUUGCAUGCCUUUGCACUUUGAUUUGGAGGGGGGGCGGGGAAAGAGAAGGGGAGAAAGUGAAUCCAAACGGAUUCUGUGACACAAUGAUUUUAAUCAGAAGCUUUGCUAGCACUACAUGAAAUGAAGGACACCUGCCAUUUUCCUGAUGCUGGACAUUGUGUGUACAGAAGCAUCAAUUCCAAUAAUCCACAUACAGUAUGAAAUGUAUACAGUAAUUUUACCUGGGAAUGAAUGUUUGUUUAUAAAGCUACUUCAUACUCUACGAGACACGGGCAGUAUUUACGUACACUGUAUUCUAAUUGAAAUUUGAACAAUCCAGUCUUCUUGUAAAAACUUUUAGGAAUAUGAAUACUGUAUAGAAUUCUUGUUAAAGCCAAAUAACCAAUUUUUUUUUUUAAAAAAAAACCUUUUGGCUUUAUUCAUUAAUCAGAGUAAUUUAAAAAAUGCUAACCGCACACUGGAAUUUUAUGUCUAAAAAUUGUAUUUUGGGGGUGGGGGCACUGUCUGGCAGUAACCAAGGAUGCAAUUGUUUCCCCCAGUUUCAAUUCUAUUAUCUUAUUCAUCAACUACCGAACUGGUUUAUGCAGGGAUUAUAUAAAAUCUUUCUAACUACAUAAAAUGUGUUUUCAGGCCACAUUAAUACAAAGUUUUCUGUUAGAAAGGAGGGACUAAACUCAAGACAUUAAGUGAUCUAUCUGGGUCUCCGAUAUCACCAUUAUAAUCUAAUUUUGUGAAUGUAAGAAAUGAAUGUCACUCAUUCCAAAUCCAUGAAGAACAACUUUUUGCUUUGGUUUUGAACUUAAGAAGGUAAAUAAUGAUACAGUUGGUAAAUCAAGUUAGUUGGAAAGCUUCAUGGCUGUAUUCUUGUGUUGCACAAAUUAGCUGACUGUUGUUGGAACAUAUAUAUAAAUAUGUUGAUACUGGCUUUUUCAAUAAACACUUUCUUUAAAAA
Molecule: messenger RNA, 4115 nt
Organism: Lacerta agilis (Sand lizard)
Lineage: Eukaryota; Metazoa; Chordata; Lepidosauria; Squamata; Lacertidae
Gene: PPP2R2C
Product: protein phosphatase 2 regulatory subunit Bgamma
Exons: 10
Coding region: 493-1845 (450 amino acids)
Biological process (GO): peptidyl-serine dephosphorylation
Cellular component (GO): protein phosphatase type 2A complex; cytosol
Molecular function (GO): protein binding; protein phosphatase regulator activity
Source: RefSeq, a predicted model, not a curated record